UUUCUUUUACCCGUUCUUCCCUUUUGACCGUUAUGUCUAUUCUCAAUUUUUCUUCAAAUCUUCAAUGGUCAAUAUUCAAAUCCUAACUCCUUCUUCCUAAUAUGCAACAACAUACUAAUUCUCUCUCUUCGGUUUGAAUGCUUCUCUCUUAGAAUACUAUUUUCUUGGGUCUAACUUUGAACACACUGAUUCCUGUGUAUGAAACCAAGGACCCUGACCCUCUUCUUAUAUAUCACAACUCACACAUGAGACAUGACAUGCAUAUCUCUGUGAUUCUCUAUAAUAUAUAACUACACCAACAAACCCUUUUAAUAUCUCAUCAAAUUCUUUCACCAGAAACCUCAAUUCACGUUGCAGAAACAGUUUUGGCUUCUUUAAUCAGGUUGCUAGAGAUGGUGUUGGGAUGGAGGAGGAGGAAGGGAAACAGAAAGCACAGCAAAGGUGGGAAACCCGUGAUGGAGUUGGUGGUUCCGAACCACUUCAGGUGUCCAAUUUCUCUUGACACGAUGAAGGAUCCUGUGACACUGUCAACCGGGAUAACCUACGACAGGGAGAAUGUGGAGAGGUGGUUUGAAGAAGGGAACAUCACAUGUCCGGUUACCAACCAGGUUGUGAGAAACUUUGACAUGAUUCCAAACCACUCUCUCAGGAUGAUGAUCCAAGAUUGGUGUGUGGAGAAUAGGCAACAUGGGGUGGAGAGGAUUCCGACACCAAGAAUUCCAAUCAGCCCAAUUGAGGUUGCUGAGCUUCUGAUGCAAGUGAAGAACUCGGCAAGGGGUUUGGACCAAUAUGGCUGUCUUGAAUUGGUGCAGAAAAUGAAGAAAUGGGGUGAGGAGAGUGAGAGGAACAAGAGGUGCAUAGUGGAUAAUGGAGCACCUGUGGCAUUGGCUUCAUCGUUUGAUGCAUUUGCCAAUGACUCGGUGGAGAGAAACGUGGUGGUUCUUGAGGAGAUUCUGUCAGCUCUGAAUUGGAUGUUUCCACUACAACUUGAGGCACAAAAGUCCUUGGGAUCUUUGGCUUCUCUAAGGUGCAUGGUUUGGUUCUUGAAGCACCAAGAUCUCUCAGGGAAAGAGAAGUCCAUUGUGGCAUUGAGAGAGCUUCUUUCGUUCGGUGAUGUACAGCAUGUGGAGGCUUUGUCACAGAUUGAAGGGGUGAAUGAGCUCUUGGUGGAGUUCAUCAACAAGAGGGUCAGUCCAACCAUCACAAAGGCUUCAUUGAGGGUGGUUUGGUACAUGGUCUCAUCCUCUUCAAAUUGCAGUGAGAAAAUGAAAUUGGCAUUUGUUGAACUGGGUUUGGUUUCUUGUUUGCUUGACAUUCUGAUUGAGUCAGAGAAGAGCAGGUACGAGAAGGCUUUGGCCAUUUUGGACUCUCUGUUCAGCUGUGAAGAAGGAAGAAACAAAGGGUGUGGGAAUGAUCUAACAGUUCCUCUUUUGGUGAAGAAAAUUCUGAGAGUUUCACCUUUGACCACAGACUAUUCUGUCUCUGCCCUUUGGAAGCUUUGCAAGUUUGGUGAAAAAGACGAAGGAAGAACCCUUCUUGAGGCCCUUCAAGUCGGUGCCUUUCAGAAGCUCUUGCUGGUUUUGCAAGUUGGUUGUGGUGAUGAAACCAAGGAGAAAGCAACAGAACUUCUCAAGUUGAUGAAUCCUUACAGGGCUGAAUUGGAAUGCAUAGACUCAGAUUACAAGAAUGUUAAGAGAUCAUUUUAACUUUAUCAGUGUGCUUCUUAUUUCUCUUUAUAAUUAUUAUCUGUAACAUUUUUUUUGCCUAAAGAUUGGAUCUUUUCAAUCUCUCUCAUGGCAUGGGAUUCCAAGAAUCCACAAGUAGAUAGGAAAAUAGAAAUUAUUCUUUUUGUAUAUCACAAAUGAAAUGAUA
This is a messenger RNA of Vigna umbellata (rice bean), 1872 nucleotides long. The record is from RefSeq and is a predicted model, not a curated record. NCBI's taxonomy places the organism in Eukaryota, Viridiplantae, Streptophyta, Magnoliopsida, Fabales, Fabaceae.